UCGGCGAGCGGCGGCAGUGGGAGCCGCGUCCGCCGCAUCCGCCUCGACUCGGUGCCGGCCCCGGGCCCUCCCCUCAUGACUGCGGCGCCUCUGCUGCCACCGCCCGCCCGGCCGCCGCUCGCCGCAGGAUGGAUGCGGACCGUGCGGCGCUAACCCCCGUGGCUCAGCUCCCGAAUCGCCCGCCUUCGAGCCCUCCUCGUGAGCCGCAGCAGCCUCGGUGCCAGCAGCCGCCGCAGCUGGGCCCAGCGGUCCGCCUGUCCCUCGUCGCGGCUUGUCAGUGCUGAGUGAGGCGUCGUCCGGGUCGGCGCGAACCCGCCCGGCCGCGGUGCCCUGCAGACCUCUGCGCGGGCGGCUCGGCCCUUCACGCCCUUUUCAUUCACGAAUCCGAGCCCGCUCGCCUCUCUCCAGCGAACCGACCAUGUCUGGCGGCGCCGCAGAGAAGCAGAGCAGCACUCCCGGUUCCCUGUUCCUCUCGCCGCCGGCUCCUGCCCCCAAGAAUGGCUCCAGCUCCGAUUCCUCCGUGGGGGAGAAACUGGGAGCCGCGGCCGCCGACGCUGUGACCGGCAGGACCGAGGAGUACAGGCGCCGCCGCCACACUAUGGACAAGGACAGCCGUGGGGCGGCCGCGACCACUACCACCACUGAGCACCGCUUCUUCCGCCGGAGUGUCAUCUGCGACUCCAAUGCCACUGCACUGGAGCUUCCCGGCCUUCCUCUCUCCCUCCCCCAGCCCAGCAUCCCCGCGGCUGUCCCGCAGAGUGCUCCGCCGGAGCCCCACCGGGAAGAGACCGUGACCGCCACCGCCACUUCCCAGGUAGCCCAGCAGCCUCCAGCCGCUGCCGCCCCUGGGGAACAGGCCGUCGCGGGCCCUGCCCCCUCGACCGUCCCCAGCAGUACCAGCAAAGACCGCCCAGUGUCCCAGCCUAGCCUUGUGGGGAGCAAAGAGGAGCCGCCGCCGGCGAGAAGUGGCAGCGGCGGCGGCAGCGCCAAGGAGCCACAGGAGGAACGGAGCCAGCAGCAGGAUGAUAUCGAAGAGCUGGAGACCAAGGCCGUGGGAAUGUCUAACGAUGGCCGCUUUCUCAAGUUUGACAUCGAAAUCGGCAGAGGCUCCUUUAAGACGGUCUACAAAGGUCUGGACACUGAAACCACCGUGGAAGUCGCCUGGUGUGAACUGCAGGAUCGAAAAUUAACAAAGUCUGAGAGGCAGAGAUUUAAAGAAGAAGCUGAAAUGUUAAAAGGUCUUCAGCAUCCCAAUAUUGUUAGAUUUUAUGAUUCCUGGGAAUCCACAGUAAAAGGAAAGAAGUGCAUUGUUUUGGUGACUGAACUUAUGACGUCUGGAACACUUAAAACGUAUCUGAAAAGGUUUAAAGUGAUGAAGAUCAAAGUUCUAAGAAGCUGGUGCCGUCAGAUCCUUAAAGGUCUUCAGUUUCUUCAUACUCGAACUCCACCUAUCAUUCACCGCGAUCUUAAAUGUGACAACAUCUUUAUCACCGGCCCUACUGGCUCAGUCAAGAUUGGAGACCUCGGUCUGGCAACCCUGAAGCGGGCUUCUUUUGCCAAGAGUGUGAUAGGUACCCCAGAGUUCAUGGCCCCUGAGAUGUAUGAGGAGAAAUAUGAUGAAUCCGUUGACGUUUAUGCUUUUGGGAUGUGCAUGCUUGAGAUGGCUACAUCUGAAUAUCCUUACUCGGAGUGCCAAAAUGCUGCGCAGAUCUACCGUCGCGUGACCAGUGGGGUGAAGCCAGCCAGUUUUGACAAAGUAGCAAUUCCUGAAGUGAAGGAAAUUAUUGAAGGAUGCAUACGACAAAACAAAGAUGAAAGAUAUUCCAUCAAAGACCUUUUGAACCAUGCCUUCUUCCAAGAGGAAACAGGAGUACGGGUAGAAUUAGCAGAAGAAGACGAUGGAGAAAAAAUAGCCAUAAAAUUAUGGCUACGUAUUGAAGAUAUUAAGAAAUUAAAGGGAAAAUACAAAGAUAAUGAAGCUAUUGAGUUUUCUUUUGAUUUAGAGAGAGAUGUCCCAGAAGAUGUUGCACAAGAAAUGGUAGAGUCUGGGUAUGUCUGUGAAGGUGAUCACAAGACCAUGGCUAAAGCUAUCAAAGACAGAGUAUCAUUAAUUAAGAGGAAACGAGAGCAGCGGCAGUUGGUACGGGAGGAGCAAGAAAAAAAAAGGCAGGAAGAGAGCAGUCUCAAACAGCAGGUAGAACAAUCCAGUGCUUCCCAGACAGGAAUCAAGCAGCUCCCUUCUGCUAGCACCGGCAUACCUACUGCUUCUACCACUUCAGCUUCAGUUUCUACACAAGUAGAACCUGAAGAACCUGAGGCAGAUCAACAUCAACAACUACAGUACCAGCAACCCAGUAUAUCUGUGUUAUCUGAUGGGACGGUUGACAGUGGUCAGGGAUCCUCUGUCUUCACAGAAUCUCGAGUGAGCAGCCAACAGACAGUUUCAUAUGGUUCCCAACAUGAACAGGCACAUUCUACAGGCACAGUCCCAGGGCAUAUACCUUCUACUGUCCAAGCACAAUCUCAGCCCCAUGGGGUAUAUCCACCCUCAAGUGUGGCACAGGGGCAGAGCCAGGGUCAGCCAUCCUCAAGUAGCUUAACAGGGGUUUCAUCUUCCCAACCCAUACAACAUCCUCAGCAGCAGCAGGGAAUACAGCAGACAGCCCCUCCUCAACAGACAGUGCAGUAUUCACUUUCACAGACAUCAACCUCCAGUGAGGCCACUACUGCACAGCCAGUGAGUCAACCUCAAGCUCCACAAGUCUUGCCUCAAGUAUCAGCUGGAAAACAGCUUCCAGUUUCCCAGCCAGUACCAACUAUCCAAGGCGAACCUCAGAUCCCAGUUGCGACACAACCCUCGGUUGUUCCAGUCCACUCUGGUGCUCAUUUCCUUCCAGUGGGACAGCCGCUCCCUACUCCCUUGCUCCCUCAGUACCCUGUCUCUCAAAUUCCCAUAUCAACUCCUCAUGUGUCUACGGCUCAGACAGGUUUCUCAUCCCUUCCCAUCACAAUGGCAGCUGGCAUUACUCAGCCUCUGCUCACGUUGGCUUCAUCUGCUACAACAGCUGCGAUCCCGGGGGUAUCAACUGUGGUUCCUAGUCAGCUUCCAACCCUUCUGCAGCCUGUGACUCAGCUGCCAAGUCAGGUUCACCCACAGCUCCUACAACCAGCAGUUCAGUCCAUGGGAAUACCAGCUAACCUUGGACAAGCUGCUGAGGUUCCACUUUCCUCUGGAGAUGUUCUGUACCAGGGCUUCCCACCUCGACUGCCACCACAGUACCCAGGAGAUUCAAAUAUUGCUCCCUCUUCCAACGUGGCUUCUGUUUGCAUCCAUUCUACAGUCCUAUCCCCUCCCAUGCCGACAGAAGUACUGGCUACACCUGGGUACUUUCCCACAGUGGUGCAGCCUUAUGUGGAAUCAAAUCUUUUAGUUCCUAUGGGUGGUGUAGGAGGACAGGUUCAAGUGUCCCAGCCAGGAGGGAGUUUAGCACAAGCCCCCACUACAUCCUCCCAGCAAGCAGUUUUGGAGAGUACUCAGGGAGUCUCUCAGGUUGCUCCUGCAGAGCCAGUUGCAGUAGCACAGCCACAACCUACCCAGCCGACCACUUUGGCUUCCUCUGUAGACAGUGCACAUUCAGAUGUUGCUUCAGGUAUGAGUGAUGGCAAUGAGAAUGUCCCAUCUUCCAGUGGAAGGCAUGAAGGAAGAACUACAAAACGGCAUUACCGAAAAUCUGUAAGGAGUCGCUCUCGACAUGAAAAAACUUCACGCCCAAAAUUAAGAAUUUUGAAUGUUUCAAAUAAAGGAGACCGAGUAGUAGAAUGUCAAUUAGAGACUCAUAAUAGGAAAAUGGUUACAUUCAAAUUUGACCUAGAUGGUGACAACCCCGAGGAGAUAGCAACAAUUAUGGUGAACAAUGACUUUAUUCUAGCAAUAGAGAGAGAGUCAUUUGUGGAUCAAGUGCGAGAAAUUAUCGAAAAAGCUGAUGAAAUGCUCAGUGAGGAUGUCAGUGUGGAACCAGAGGGUGAUCAGGGAUUGGAGAGUCUACAAGGAAAGGAUGACUAUGGCUUUUCAGGUUCUCAGAAAUUGGAAGGAGAGUUCAAACAACCAACUCCUGCGUCUUCCAUGCCACAGCAAAUAGGCAUUCCUACCAGUUCUUUAACUCAAGUUGUUCAUUCUGCGGGAAGGCGGUUUAUAGUGAGUCCUGUGCCAGAAAGCCGAUUACGAGAAUCAAAAGUUUUCCCCAGUGAAAUAACAGAUACAGUUGCUGCCUCUACAGCUCAGAGCCCUGGAAUGAACUUGUCUCACUCUGCAUCAUCCCUUAGUCUACAACAGGCCUUUUCUGAACUUAGACGUGCCCAAAUGACAGAAGGACCCAAUACAGCACCUCCAAACUUUAGUCAUACAGGACCAACAUUUCCAGUAGUACCUCCUUUCUUAAGUAGCAUUGCUGGAGUCCCAACCACAGCAGCAGCCACAGCACCAGUCCCUGCAACAAGCAGCCCUCCUAAUGACAUUUCCACAUCAGUAAUUCAGUCUGAGGUUACAGGGCCCACUGAAGAGGGGAUUGCUGGAGUUGCCUCCAGCACAGGUGUGGUAACUUCAGGUGGUCUCCCCAUACCACCUGUGUCUGAAUCACCAGUACUUUCCAGCGUAGUUUCAAGUAUCACAGUACCUGCAGUUGUCUCAAUAUCUACUACAUCCCCGUCACUUCAAGUCCCCACAUCCACAUCUGAGAGCGUUGUUUCUAGUACAGCACUGUAUCCUUCAGUAACAGUUUCAGCAACUUCAGCCUCUGCAGGGGGCAGUACUGCUACCCCAGGUCCUAAGCCUCCAGCUGUAGUAUCUCAGCAGGCAGCAGGCAGCACUACUGUGGGAGCCACAUUAACAUCAGUUUCUACCACCACUUCAUUCCCAAGCACAGCUUCACAGCUGUCCAUUCAGCUUAGCAGCAGUACUUCUGCUCCUACUUUAGCUGAAACCGUGGUAGUUAGCGCACACUCACUAGAUAAGACAUCUCAUAGCAGUACAACUGGAUUGGCUUUCUCCCUCUCUGCACCAUCUUCCUCUUCCUCUCCUGGAGCAGGAGUGUCUAGUUCUAUUUCUCAGCCUGGUGGGCUGCAUCCUUUGGUCAUUCCAUCAGUGAUAGCUUCUACUCCUAUUCUUCCCCAAGCAGCAGGUCCUACUUCUACACCUUUAUUACCCCAAGUACCUAGUAUCCCACCCUUGGUACAGCCUGUUGCCAAUGUGCCUGCUGUACAGCAGACACUAAUUCAUAGUCAGCCUCAACCAGCUUUGCUUCCCAACCAGCCCCAUACUCAUUGUCCUGAAAUAGAUUCUGAUACACAACCCAAAGCUCCUGGAAUUGAUGACAUAAAGACUCUAGAAGAAAAGCUGCGGUCUCUCUUCAGUGAACACAGCUCCUCUGGAGCUCAGCAUGCCUCUGUCUCACUGGAGACCUCACUAGUCAUAGAGAGCACUGUCACACCAGGCAUCCCAACUACUGCUGUUGCACCAAGCAAACUCCUGACUUCUACCACAAGUACUUGCUUACCACCAACCAAUUUACCACUAGGAACAGUUGCUUUGCCAGUUACACCAGUGGUCACACCUGGGCAAGUUUCUACCCCAGUCAGCACUACUACAUCAGGAGUGAAACCUGGAACUGCUCCCUCCAAGCCACCUCUAACUAAGGCUCCGGUGCUGCCAGUGGGUACUGAACUUCCAGCAGGUACUCUACCCAGCGAGCAGCUGCCACCUUUUCCAGGACCUUCUCUAACCCAGUCCCAGCAACCUCUAGAGGAUCUUGAUGCUCAAUUGAGAAGAACACUUAGUCCAGAGAUUAUCACAGUGACUUCUGCGGUUGGUCCUGUGUCCGUGGUGGCUCCAGCAGCAAUUACAGAAGCAGGAGCACAGCCUCAGAAGGAUGUUUCUCAAGUCAAAGAAGGCCCUGUCCUAGCAACUAGUUCAGGAGCUGGUGUUUUUAAGAUGGGACGAUUUCAGGUUUCAGUUGCAGCAGACGAUGCCCAGAAAGAGGGUAAAAAUAAGUCAGAAGAUGCAAAGUCUGUUCAUUUUGAAUCCAGCACUUCAGAGUCCUCAGUGCUAUCAAGUAGUAGUCCAGAGAGUACCUUGGUGAAACCAGAGCCGAAUGGGAUAACCAUCCCUGGUAUCUCUUCAGAUGUGCCAGAGAGUGCCCACAAAACUACUGCCUCAGAGGCAAAGUCAGACACUGGGCAGCCUACCAAGGUUGGACGUUUUCAGGUGACAACUACAGCAAACAAAGUGGGUCGUUUCUCUGUAUCAAAAACUGAGGACAAGAUCACUGACACAAAGAAAGAAGGACCAGUGGCAUCUCCUCCUUUUAUGGAUUUGGAACAAGCUGUUCUUCCUGCUGUGAUACCAAAGAAAGAAAAGCCUGAACUGUCAGAGCCUUCACAUCUAAAUGGGCCGUCUUCUGACCCGGAGGCCGCUUUUUUAAGUAGGGAUGUGGAUGAUGGUUCCGGUAGUCCACACUCCCCCCAUCAGCUGAGCUCAAAGAGCCUUCCUAGCCAGAAUCUAAGUCAAAGCCUUAGUAAUUCAUUUAACUCCUCUUACAUGAGUAGCGACAAUGAGUCAGAUAUCGAAGAUGAAGACUUAAAGUUAGAGCUGCGACGACUACGAGAUAAACAUCUCAAAGAGAUUCAGGACCUGCAGAGUCGCCAGAAGCAUGAAAUUGAAUCUUUGUAUACCAAACUGGGCAAGGUGCCCCCUGCUGUUAUUAUUCCCCCAGCUGCUCCCCUUUCAGGGAGAAGACGACGACCCACUAAAAGCAAAGGCAGCAAAUCUAGUCGAAGCAGUUCCUUGGGGAAUAAAAGCCCCCAGCUUUCAGGUAACCUGUCUGGUCAGAGUGCAGCUUCAGUCUUGCACCCCCAGCAGACCCUCCACCCUCCUGGCAACAUCCCAGAGUCCGGGCAGAAUCAGCUGUUACAGCCCCUUAAGCCAUCUCCCUCCAGUGACAACCUCUAUUCAGCCUUCACCAGUGAUGGUGCCAUUUCAGUACCAAGCCUUUCUGCUCCAGGUCAAGGGACCAGCAGCACAAACACUGUUGGGGCAACAGUGAACAGCCAAGCCGCCCAAGCUCAGCCUCCUGCCAUGACGUCCAGCAGGAAGGGCACAUUCACAGAUGACUUGCACAAGUUGGUAGACAAUUGGGCCCGAGAUGCCAUGAAUCUCUCAGGCAGGAGAGGAAGCAAAGGGCACAUGAAUUAUGAGGGCCCUGGAAUGGCAAGGAAGUUCUCUGCACCUGGGCAACUGUGCAUCUCCAUGACCUCGAACCUGGGUGGCUCUGCCCCCAUCUCUGCAGCAUCAGCUACCUCUCUAGGUCACUUCACCAAGUCUAUGUGCCCCCCACAGCAGUAUGGCUUUCCAGCUACCCCAUUUGGCACUCAAUGGAGUGGGACGGGUGGCCCAGCACCACAGCCACUUGGCCAGUUCCAACCUGUGGGAACUGCCUCCUUGCAGAAUUUCAACAUCAGCAAUUUGCAGAAAUCCAUCAGCAACCCCCCAGGCUCCAACCUGCGGACCACUUAGACCUAGAGACAUUAACUGAAUAGAUCUGGGGGCAGGAGAUGGAAUGCUGAGGGGGUGGGUGGGGGGUGGGAAGUAGCCUAUAUACUAACUACUAGUGCUGCAUUUAACUGGUUAUUUCUUGCCAGAGGGGAAUGUUUUUAAUACUGCAUUGAGCCCUCAGAAUGGAGAGUCUCCCCCGCUCCAGUUAUUGGAGUGGGGGAGGAAGGAAAGAACAGCUUUUUUGUCAAGGGGCAGCUUCAGACCAUGCUUUCCUGUUUAUCUAUACUCAGUAAUGAGGAUGAGGGCUAGGAAAGUCUUGUUCAUAAGGAAGCUGGAGAACUCAAUGUAAAAUCAAACCCAUCUGUAAUUUCGAGUGGGUGGAGCUCUUGCUUUUGGUACAUGCCCUGAAUCCCUUACUCCCUCAAGAAUCCGAACCACAGGACAAAAACCACCUACUGGGCUCUCUCCUACCCUGCCCUCCUCCCUUUUUUUUACCCCUCUCUUUUUUAUUUUUUCUUUGCUCUUUAGAACCCAGUGAAAAAUACCAGGGUACUGGGGUGCAACUCUUUCUUAUGAUAGGUCAUUAGUGCUUUAAGCAAAAGAUAUUAGCAGCUUUGACUGCAGCAUUAGCAAUUAGGAAAAAAAAAAAUUAAGUUCCCUGCGGACAUGUAACUUUGCCAUCAGUUUUGAUGUGGAAACACUGUGAUAUAUAAAAUGUUGUUGGACAACAGUAGUUUUAAGAGUAAAAUAUGAAACGUUUAAAAAGUUCCAAAAAAAGCUAGCUCUGUCCUUUACUUAUUGAGACACUUUAACUUUUUCCUUUGUAUUUCCAUUGUAUUAGAUAAAUAAAUGUGAAUGUAAAAUUGUAUAAAUUACUGUACUUGAAUACUUCUGUUUCCCAGUGUUGCUUGCUGGACAUUUUAGUGCCUUGGACUUCUAUUGCUUCUGCCAUUAGCAUCAACUUAUCAGACCCCAGAUCAAUAAAGGGCAUGUGGAAGGAAAUCUUAGGUCCAUGUGACCCCAGCAGUCCAGCAGUGGUUAUGCCAAAGGGAAAUUGAAAAAGUAUUUUUUUAAGAAGUCAUUCAACAACUUUGUCUAGAGCAGGUGUAAGAUGAGUAGGGUGGGAAGUUAAGUUGGCAUCAGUGGUUAAAAACAGAAAGUUCUGUUUCAGGAAUAGUGAGGAGGGGGUGUUGUAACAAAAUUGGGCAACUUAAAAGAAUGGUGUGUGCUGGGUGAAAGACAAAGACUAAAGAAUGAGGAAACAAACGUGCUGCCUGGCCAGGGACUGUCAUAUAAACCUUUCUUAUUUGAGCUAGGCUUGAACAGACGUGACCUAGAAGAAAUUGAACAUAAAGAGAAGGGGGUGGGGGCUAGUUUUCAAGUUGGGGAACCUGAUAGUGAAAAGUCACAGAUGGAGAAAGUUGCUCUCAGAAAAACUGUUUGGAUUGCUUUCCUCUUGUUGCACAAUGUACCAUGCAUUUCUCAGCUUGGGGUACUACAUUUUGUGGAAAGUGAAUCUAUCUUUCCACAUCUGAAUUAAUCAUUCUAGGAAAGAAUACUUAUUCCUACUCAUUUCCUUUAUGAUGUCCAAAUGGUUGCAGGAUCAUAAUCUAUUGUGCCACCUUUAUUUCUAGAAGGACAACUAAUAUGUUCACAUUUUCAAAUAAAUACUCCCCGUAAGUAAUAACUGCAACCAAUCAGUGUUAUUUAGUGCUAUGCCUCCUUGUAAUGGGUAGUUAUUAAUUAUUUUCAGAGCUUUCCGGAAAUACUGUCCUAACUGGCUAUGUUUAGGAUCUUUGUUAUCUCUGAAGACAAAAAGAAAGAAGCUAGGACUCUUAAUUUUGGGGUGCUUCUUGACUCUUAGUUGGGAAACUGAAAAUAUUUCCAACCUUUUACCCACGUCAAUGGCAUAUUCUGGGAACCACCACCACCACCACUACCACAGAAAGAGGCUGGAGGCUCCUGUACCCUGUUCAUUCCUUAAGGGCCCUGCUUCCCUUAAUAAGUAAGUAAGUUGGUCUACGGCCCUAAAUAUGCAAAUGAGAGCUGAAGGUUUUUAAAAGGUAGAAAGGAAAAGGGCAAGGGCUUCCACCCCUGCUUUAAAAUGAUUUAUUUAGUCUCUGCUUAUAUUUCUUGUGGAGAGAGUAAGGAUAGAACCAACAAGGGGCUGAGUAGCUGAGAAAGGGGCCACCCAAGAGUGAAACAUACUUUAUACCAGAGGAGCAGUGGAGCCUCAUGCAGCACAUUAUCAUCUGUUAUUUGGGUUUAAUAAUAAUUUUGACAUCUUUUCACUCAUACACAAAAAAAGUCAGAACUGGUGUUAUUUACUGUUGAUUUCAUCCUCCUGUGUAUGAAAUAACAAGCCUAGAGGAAUGAACUAGUGCUACUGAACUGUUUGUUUAAAUUAUUUUUGUGUUAAUAGUACACUUUGAGUAUCUUUUUCCACAUUAAAAACUUUCUGAAUUAUAAAUGUUUUCCUUACAUUAUUUAACAAUGUACACUGUUAAAAAUAAAAAUAAAAAUUCAAACUUACUUUGGGGGUUUCUCAGCAGCCGUUAAUUGUACAUUUUGCACUAACUCGGUGUUGCGCUUCUUGUAAGAUUGCGCUUUGUGCUUCAGUUUGUUACCUUUGUAGACUUAUUUAAUGAAACCAUUCAAAUAAACCAAACUUGCUUUUGUUGAGCUGUGGGGUUUCAUUUCCAGAAGAUUCCUUCACAUUCUCAUUGGCACUAUUUUGAGUUAAGUGCAAUUUAUAACUGGAUUCCUAAUUCCUGGGAGCUCCUUUGCUGCCUCCUUAACUUCCAAAGGAACAGAAACGGUCGGCUGCCGGCUAGUACUUUCAGACUUCCUUAUCUCAGGUUCACAGCUUCCCAAAUGGGUCUGAGCCAAAAAAUAGGAAGUCACUGCUUCAAGAUUAGCCACAGCCCAGCCCAAAAUAAUACGUCUAAAAAAAUUAAAUUGGCUGGGCGCAAUGGCUCAUGCCUAUAAUUCUAGUACUUUUUACUUUGGGAGGCCGAGGUGGGCAGAUCACUUGAGGUCAGUUUGAGACCAGCCUGGCCAACAUGGAGAAACCCCGUCUCCUCUACUAAAAAUACAAAAAUUAGUCGGGCGUCGUGGUGGGUGUCUGUAAUCCCAGCUACUCGGGAGCCUGAGGCAGGAGAAUCGCUUGAAUCCUGGCAGGCGGAGGCUGCAAUGAGUCAAGAUGGCACCGCUGCACUCCAGCCUGCGCUACAGAGCCAGACCCCCCUCUCAAAAAAAAAGUUAAACUGCAAACUUCAUUAUUUUGGGGGAAGAAUUGUGAAACAUCUGAGCACUAUGAAAAGCCAAUUUAUGGUCAAGGUGGGUUACAUCUCACACCUGAAAUGGGGAAGUAGAAACAGUUGCGUUUGAGCAUCCCUAAUUGAAGAAAUGCUCUGAGAUCAGAAAAUUUCUGAGCACUGAUGUGAUGCCAGAAGUGGAAAAUUCCACACGUGACCUCGUGUGACAAGUCGCAAAGCACCAGGCAUACAACAGUUUAUGCAGCGACCCUAAGAGAAAAAAAGGCCCAGCCCCCUUCAGCUGCAGUGUAUCUUCUUAUACAAAAACUUUGUUUCAUGCACAAAAUUAUGUGUAUGAGGCAUAUACACGAAACACAGGUGAAUUCCACGUUCAGACUUGGGUCCCAUCCCCAAGGUCUCAUUAUGUGUAUAUAAAUAUUCAAAAAAUGCAAAACAAUUCUGGUUUCAAGCAUUUCAGAUAAGCAGAUAAGCAAUCUAUAUAUAUUCUAUUUUGUUAAUAAGGUAUACGAUUUGCUUUCUCAAAAAUGCCUUUUCUGGCCAGACAGACACAGUGGCUCACACCAGUAAUCCCUGUAUUUUGUAAGGCAGAGGUGGGAGUAUCACUUGAGCCCAGGAGGUUGUGGAGAGAGCUGUGUUUGCACCACUGAACUCCAGUCAGGGCAACACAGCCAGACCCCGUCUCAAAAAAAAAAAAAAAAAACAGCUUUUUUCGUGGUCUUGAUUAUUUCCUUCCUUAGGAAAAAAUGUCCAUCUUGAAACAAUGCAGGAUUGUAAUGUCAUAAAUCCAUAAAUUAUUUAUAUUAAAUGAAGAUUGUAGCCUGGAUUGAUACAAAGUAGUGAAAAGCACUGCUCCAACCUUUUUCCUGUCGUGAUCCACAGUGCUUAAUGUGGACAACAUUAAAGGCAUGGACCGUAAAGGAAAGAAGGCAGACGUUAUGCAAAAUAGCCGAACGUAGACAAUUGCUGAGGCAGGUGCUUAGGACCAAGUCUGGCCUAUAUUGCUCGAGGGCAAGGAGCCAUUGGUGAUUCCUAAAAUGUCCAUCUUUAUUAACAUAAUAGUUCAGUAAUAAAUAGUGGGAAGCCUCACAAGCCGAAGAAAAGGUAUUCAUCUGUCCAGAGCCUCUCCCUACUAGAGUGAUGGACAAGCUUUUCAAAAGUGCUCAGCUCUAACUGCAGUGGGCUCUCAGUCAGAUCCUCUUGAUAAGGUUCAGAAUGAAGCAAGAUAAAUCGCAAUGACGUUCAUUCUCCAGGAGCGAUGAACAAUUUCAUGACCAAAAAGUAGUUUUCCAAAGUCCCUUUGUGACAGAGUCCAAUCAUGUGGCCUGAGCCUCAGUUAAGAUGGAUCAUAUUUCCUUUUCUUCAUGUCCUGGCUCUUCCUAUGAGAUUCCCAGU
This is a messenger RNA of Pan troglodytes (chimpanzee), 12216 nucleotides long. RefSeq names its product WNK lysine deficient protein kinase 1 (gene WNK1). The record is from RefSeq and is marked provisional. Lineage: Eukaryota; Metazoa; Chordata; Mammalia; Primates; Hominidae. Gene Ontology annotation, biological process: protein phosphorylation. Gene Ontology annotation, molecular function: protein serine/threonine kinase activity; ATP binding.